Neolamprologus brichardi is the source of this 1856-nucleotide messenger RNA. It is a transcript of the gene acta2, whose product is annotated as actin alpha 2, smooth muscle. NCBI's taxonomy places the organism in Eukaryota, Metazoa, Chordata, Actinopteri, Cichliformes, Cichlidae. The record is from RefSeq and is a predicted model, not a curated record.
GGCUUGAUAAACUCAGUCGCAGCUCCGCAGACUCUCACUUCUGUCCUGCCCCCGCCCCCACAUCCCAGCAGGCCCUGCACCACCACGUGUGACUCGGUGUCGUAGUGUCGUUGCUCGUCUACAGCGCCCCCUGCAGUCAUGUGUGAUGACGAGGAGAGCACCGCUCUGGUCUGCGAUAACGGAUCCGGUCUCUGCAAAGCCGGAUUUGCCGGAGACGACGCUCCCAGAGCCGUCUUUCCCUCCAUCGUGGGCCGGCCCCGGCACCAGGGAGUGAUGGUGGGCAUGGGGCAGAAGGACAGCUACGUGGGAGACGAGGCUCAGAGUAAGAGAGGAAUCCUGACCCUGAAGUACCCCAUCGAACACGGCAUCAUCACUAACUGGGACGACAUGGAGAAGAUCUGGCACCACUCGUUCUACAACGAGCUGCGAGUGGCUCCAGAGGAACAUCCCACCCUGCUGACUGAGGCGCCACUCAACCCCAAAGCUAACAGGGAGAAGAUGACACAGAUCAUGUUCGAGACCUUCAACGUUCCUGCCAUGUAUGUGGCCAUCCAGGCCGUCCUAUCACUGUACGCCUCAGGACGUACCACAGGUAUCGUCCUGGACUCAGGUGAUGGCGUCACCCACAAUGUGCCGAUCUACGAGGGCUACGCCCUACCUCAUGCCAUCAUGAGGUUGGACCUGGCGGGCCGCGACCUCACCGACUACCUCAUGAAGAUCCUGACCGAGCGAGGCUACAGCUUUGUCACCACCGCGGAGAGAGAGAUCGUGCGGGACAUCAAGGAAAAGCUGUGCUACGUGGCUCUGGACUUUGAGAAUGAGAUGGGGACAGCCGCCACCUCGUCCUCGCUGGAGAAGAGCUACGAGCUUCCUGACGGGCAGGUCAUCACCAUCGGCAAUGAGAGGUUCCGCUGCCCUGAGACGCUAUUCCAGCCCUCCUUCAUUGGUAUGGAAUCAGCCGGUAUCCACGAGACCACCUACAACAGCAUCAUGAAGUGUGACAUCGACAUCCGUAAAGACCUGUACGCCAACAACGUGCUGUCUGGGGGAACCACCAUGUACCCGGGAAUCGCAGACCGCAUGCAGAAGGAGAUCACCGCUCUGGCCCCCAGCACCAUGAAGAUCAAGAUCAUCGCUCCCCCGGAGAGGAAGUACUCGGUGUGGAUCGGCGGGUCCAUCCUGGCCUCGCUCUCCACCUUCCAGCAGAUGUGGAUCAGCAAGCAGGAGUACGACGAGGCCGGACCCUCCAUUGUCCACCGCAAGUGCUUCUAAAGGCUGCGCCCGGGCCUUCAAGCCCCGCCCCCCCUCCUUUAGCACAACGUUAUUUUAGCCUGCACCGAGCACCCGCUAACAGACCCCAGAUCAGCCACCAAAAUCAGGCCCGCAGGGACGACAGGAAGUCAGAGAGCGCUCGACAGCGUUAACCUCAGAGGACAGAAAGUGAUGUCAUGUUUGUUUUUGAAGAACUUCCAGAAAGUCAAACAUCCUCCCUCUCUGCUCACCUUCAAACUGUGAAUGUCCCGCUUGCCCUCUGCAACCCCACCACCCCACAUUCCACCUGUGGCCCCGCCCCCUCUGAGCUCCACGUUGGUGCUGUUUCCUGUCAGAAAGUGCGUUUUUAUUUUUGAUGAAUAAAGCUUGAAUGUUGCCCGCUGGUGUCGUCUUCUAUCGAUCACAUUCACGCGGCGCUCUGAUGAUGUCACACGGUGUAUGAUGAUGUCACUGCUGUUGACCUGUGGGUAGGUGUGACCUCGUGGUGCUAUCUGUUUUAGUAACAUUUGACAAGGUGGUGAUGUGAACGUGGAAGUGACGGUUGAAUGAACCCAGGAAGACAAUAAAGCGCUCUCAUACCUGAA